Penicillium angulare is the source of this 3060-nucleotide messenger RNA. It is a transcript of the gene sha1, whose product is annotated as putative calmodulin-binding protein Sha1. The coding region runs from base 1 to 3060 and encodes 1019 amino acids. The transcript has a single exon. Gene Ontology annotation, cellular component: spindle pole. Gene Ontology annotation, biological process: spindle organization; mitotic cell cycle; establishment of meiotic spindle localization. The record is from RefSeq and is a predicted model, not a curated record. NCBI's taxonomy places the organism in Eukaryota, Fungi, Ascomycota, Eurotiomycetes, Eurotiales, Aspergillaceae.
AUGUCUGGAAUCCUCGGAGAAGCCUUUACGCCAUGCCCAUUGAGGCUGAGAUCAUCUGAUGUCAGCAGCUACGGUGGAAAUAGCACUCUAGACAGCUUUGUUGAUAGUGACGAGCCAUUCGAAGCUACCGGGAACAUCGAAUUCACCACGGAGAUACGAGCACCAACUCUGACGGGAGUACGGCCUCGCCGAGCAAAUCGAUCUGGAUCGGGGUUUCAAAUUCACAAUGACGGAGAAAAAGAACCUACGCCCGCAGAGAAACGGCGAAGACCAAAUAGGCCAACAACCAAAACGUCAGAAGCUCGCAAGUCAUCGCUACUGGCUCAACCCGCCCAACGAAUCCGACCAAAUAAUAAAGCCCCGCUGGGCUCAUCUCAAAGUAUCAACCAAGAGACGAAACCGCCGCAAAAGACGAGCCGCCUUGAAUCGAUUCCGAAGAAACAGCCAUCGCACGGAAUGCGAGCACUGUCCAACGAAACAAGCCAACCAAUUUCUAGUCCCGCAUUGAAAAAUAAGGUACAACAAAACACCCUUUACAUUCCACUAGACGACAGCACCGUCCCAAAUAUGUUUAUGGACCUUUUCAGCCCUUUGAAAAAGCAACAAGCCCAACCUCCGCCCCCAGUGACGGACGGUACGCUGUUCAAUCCUUUAGAGAAACGCAUUGCAAAUCAACAAGCCCGAAAGUCUUUGACUGUGUCAGCCCGUCGAGCUCCGCUUCAAGCGAGCAAGAAAGUUGCACAGGAAAGUGUCUUCCGAGUCGAUAUCGCUGGCAAAAAUGGUGGCAAAGAGAAUAUUCCCCCUGGCAUGGUUUUUGAAUCUGAGACGAAAGGCAGUCCGCCUUCCAAAAAGCCAUUCAAUUCCCAUGCCAGCAAUCUCCCACUUAAGGAUAUCGCUCCUCGGAAUGUCACUCGUUCAUUGAAGAGCGUGAGCUCUCUGGAGAUCGCUGGAGUCGUCAGGCCAGUGCAGUCUAAGCGCAGCGUACUUGAGGAGACUCGGAGCAAGACCAAGCCAUCACCGGCUCCUGUUGAACGCCGCAAGCCCGCCUUAUCCAACUCGAAAGGGCCAAUUCAAAGUGCGUACCUCAAUGCUCGUGCUUCAGCGCUAUCCGGUCGUCUUGGUCGCUCUGGAUCGAACAAUGCCUCUUCCAAUGCACGGAUUGAAACUUCAAAUUUAAAGAAGCUCAAUGCCCAGUAUCCGAAGUUGACUGAGGACAUUAAAAAGCCUGCGCUAUAUGAGGACAAUUGGCUCUCGCACCAAGAAACUGUGAUUACGCAAUUAGUGAAUUCAUUGUUCGAGCAUUCGAAUGGAAGCACGAAAUUCUAUGACCAGAACACCCUUCGAUUGGAAUUUCUUGAACUUUAUCAUACUGACAUGUUUAUUCACCUGUACCGAAAGCUCCAGGCUUCUUUGUCAUGCGGUACUUUGAGUAUUCCCAAGCAAGUCCUCUCUCGAAGUUAUCGCCUCAGGCAAGAUAUUGGUCUUCGUCGCAGGUUCCUUGAUAUCUGGAUGCAUUCAUAUGACUUCCAUGCGCUGGCGCCAGCUGCAGAGACUGUCAUUGGUCGAAAGAUCUCUAUUGAUUAUGAUUUGUUCGAAGACGAUAGGAAAGCCGCCGCUAGCAAACUAGAAUGUUUCCUGGACACGUUUUUGUUGCGAAAUGAGGACCUCAAUCAAUUUGCUUCUGAUUCCAAAGAUGCUUUAGCUGUUGAUCACGCCAAGGCCUAUCAGCGUACAGUCCUUAGAUGCAUAGUGCUUGUCACUCUUUUAGACCAAGCACGCCAGUCUCCUGGGUCCAUUGUUCCUCGUCAGCUUUUUGUAUCUUCAUCACAACUCAAAUCAUCAGCCGGUGUGCUUCAAGCUUUGUUACGAGUCUUGGUACCCUCUUAUGGGGACCUUACAAAGCCUCUCGCUCACUUUGGCUGCCGUUUGUCCUACAAGCAGCAUCAGCUACAAGAGUACAAGUACCAGAUUGAAAACAUUGCUGUCGAUUUGAGAGAUGGUGUACGUCUUACUAGAAUUGUGGAAGUCUUGUUUUUUACACCUAGCCGUGUCGGACUUGACGACCAAGAUCAAACCGAAGUUACUUUGAACUCCGGGCAGACUCUCUCUCUUUUUGGUGAACAUGCAGAUGUUCCACUUUCCAAACAUUUGAAAUACCCUUGCGUCAGUCGCGCAACAAAACUUUUCAACGUUCAGAUUGCUUUGUCGGCGUUGAGCUCUAUCAAGGGCUCGAGCUCAGUCUUCGUUGAUAUGCGGCCCGAGGAAAUUGUUGAUGGUUACCGUGAGAAGACCAUCGCUAUUUUGUGGGCUCUUGUUGGUAGUUGGGGCUUGGCCAGUCUUGUUGACUGGGAUGAUGUCCAAAAAGAGAUCUUACGAUUGAAGCACAAGGCCCUUACGAUUUUUGGAAAUGAUUCUCCCAAGAACACAAGUUGGUUUACCGGGAAGCAAUUUAAUGAUGCCGACAACCAUACACGACUUCUCCAGCAGUGGGCUGCGCUCCUAGCUGGUCUGAAAGGCCUUCAAAUUGAUAAUUUGACAACCAGCUUUGCUGAUGGCAAAAUUUAUGAGAGUAUUGUCGAUGAAUAUGAGCCAUAUCUCAUCAGCAACUAUCAUUCUGCCAACGCCAACAGAAACAGAUAUUCGAAUUCUCGAUCUCUACAAAAACGACUAAGUCUAUUGGGUUGCAGCUCUCAAUUUGCACAGCUGGUGUCUGCAGACUCAUCGUCUUCGAACAUCUUAGACCGUGAAUGUACCCUCGGGUCACUUGCAUUUUUGUGCUCUCGACUACUCACUGCCUCGAAGCGCGCUCGGGCUGCCACCAUUCUCCAACGUGCAUGGCGAGCACGCUUAGAGAGCCGCGACAUUUACCGCCGCAGCAUCGCAAAGAUUCUUGCUACCCACUGUGCAGCUGUGGUCCGAACUCGGAUUGAGAUGAUGUGGGCCAAAGAUGUGAUAAUCAGGUGGUGGAGACUAAAGCUCGCGCAACGAAAUCGAAAGCUUGCCACACGGCCCCAGGCUUCUGGAAAGCCUCGUCAGAACCCUUCCACCCACCGCCUGUGA